AGUCAAGAAAAAUAAAGAGAGAGAGAGAGAGGGAGAGCGGACGAGCGAGCGAGUGAGAGAGAAGAGAUUCGUUCAAGAGUAGUCACGUGAAUACAAUGCUCAGCAGGCCAAGAAAAUGACAACUAUGAUCUUCCUCCAAAAGCAGUCAGUCUGGGAAUGCUCAAAACAGGCAAACAGAAUCAGAACAACACAGAUGUGACAGAGACGGGGAAGCAAGGAAUCAGGGGUAAACCAAGAUUCUAGGACACUUUCUUCAGACAUUCCAGAGACCAAGAUGGUUAACAGAAAGAUAAAUGUGUGCCAACAAACAUGGGCUUUAUUUUGCAAGAAUCUGCUUCGAAAAAAGAGAAUGAAGAGAGACACUUUUUUGGAACUCCUGUACACAGCAAUUAUACUAUUCUGUUUAGCUGUAUAUCCUGAAAUUAAUAGACUUGAGGAUUUUUCAUCACUGCCUGAUGUGGACCUGGGGCGUAUCGACUCAUUUAACGACUCCACCUUUUCGAUUGCAUACACGCCUGUCACCCCCACAACUCAGAGCAUAAUGAAUAAAGUCUCUUUGGUCUCCUACAUGACAGGAAGAAAAAUCUUGGCUUUUCCAAAUGAAGAAAAUAUGACAGAACUCAUUUCAGUCCAUUAUGGCGAUGUAGUGAGGGUCAUAUUCACUGACAAUUACUCCUAUCAUUUGAAGUUUCUGAAGGAGACAAGGAUCCCAAACACGAAGGAACACCAGGACCACACAGAUCAUUGUCAUUCAUAUGAAGAAAAUAUUAUUUGCGACGUUUCAUACUUCUGGAGACAUGGGUUUGUGGCUAUCCAAGCUGCCAUUAAUGCAGCCAUCAUAGAAGUCACAACAAAUCACUCAGUGAUGGAAGAGAUGAUGUCAAUCACUGGAAAAUACAUGAAGGUAGAGCCUUUCAUCGUCCAAGGAGGAACCACGAUUGAUUACUUCCUUUUUUUCUAUAUUAUUUGUUUCUCCCCACUCACCUAUUAUGUCUCAGCCGGUAUUACACGAGAAAGGAAAAGGUUGAAGGGCUUGAUGACAGUGAUGGGUCUUCGAGAUUCAGCGUUCUGGCUGUCCUGGGGUUUGCUCUAUGGUGUCAUCGUCUUCAUAGUGGCCCUCCUCUUGACAUUUGUUGUGAAAUGGGUCCAAUUUAUCAUUUUGACUGGAUUCAUGGUGAUCUUCAGUCUCUUUUUCUUCUAUGGCUUAUCUUUGGUCUCUUUGUCUUUUUUGUUGAGUGUCUUACUAAAGAAGUCUUUCCUCACUGACUUUAUGGUGUUCUUCUUCACUAUUUUAUGCGGAAGUCUGGGAUUCACAGCAUUGUACAGAUACCUUCCUGUGUCCUUGGAGUGGACUCUAACUUUGCUCAGCCCCUUUGCCUUUAUGCUGGGAAUGUCCCAGCUCUUACACUUGGAUUUUGAUGUGCAUUCUAACGCAGACCCAAUGGACAACGCAAAUAUAAUCAUUGCCACGAUUUUCAUGCUGUUCUUUGACAGUGUCCUCUACCUGAUGCUGACAUUUUACUUUGAAAAGGUUUUACCAAGUGACUAUGGACGGCGGCACUCGCCCUUGUUUUUCCUGAAGUCCUCCUUUUGGUCACCCCAAAAUCGACCUGAGCGGAUGGCCCUGGACAAUGAAAUGGACUAUGAGUUUUCUGACGACUCUUUCGAACCUGUGUCUACAGAAUUCCACGGGAAGGAGGCUAUCAGAAUCAGAAGUCUUACAAAAGACUAUGUAGAAAGGUCUAAACGCACAGAAGCUUUGAAAGAUCUGACAUUGGAUAUAUAUAAAAGCCAGAUUACUGCGAUCCUUGGUCACAGUGGAGCUGGGAAAUCAACACUGCUGAACAUUCUAAGUGGGUUGUGUGUUCCCACCAAAGGUUGUGUCACUAUCUAUAAUAAUAAACUCUCAGAAAUGAUUGACCUGGAAAGUAUCAGCAAACUCACUGGAGUUUGUCCACAGUGUAACGUACAAUUUGACUUCCUCACCGUAAGAGAAAAUCUUAGGCUAUUUGCUAAGAUAAAGGGGAUUCAAGCACAUGAAGUGGAUAAUGAGGUACAAAGAGUUUUGCUGGAACUGGAAAUGAAAAAUAUUCAGGAUAUUAUUGUUCAAAACCUAAGUGGUGGACAAAAGAGAAAACUGACUUUUGCAAUUGCCAUUUUAGGAGACCCUCAGAUUUUCCUACUGGACGAGCCCACUGCUGGCCUGGAUCCCUUUUCAAGGCACCGGGUGUGGAAUCUCCUGAAGGAACGCAAAGCAGACCGUGUGGUCCUCUUCAGCACUCAGUUCAUGGACGAGGCUGACAUUCUGGCCGACAGGAAAGUGUUCAUCUCCAAGGGAAAGCUGAAGUGUGCAGGCUCGUCCUUGUUUCUGAAGAAGAAAUGGGGGAUUGGUUAUCACUUAAGCUUGCAGCUGAAUGAAACAUGUGUGCAUGAGAGAAUAACAUCACUUGUCAAACAGCACAUCCCUGACUCCAAAUUGUCAGCAGAAAGUGAAGGAAAACUGAACUACAUAUUACCCCUAGAAACAACAAAUAAAUUUCCAGAUCUUUAUAGGGAUCUUGAGAAAUUUCCAGAUCUGGGAAUCGAGAACUAUGGUGUUUCUAUAACAACACUGACUGAGGUGUUCCUGAAACUGGAAGGAAAGUCAACAAUUGACCAGUCAGAUGCCGGUGUGUCAGAAGAUGUACACGCUGGAGGGACAAGGGGCACGAGGAGGACGGCUAAUAUGGAACAACUUGUCUCUUUACUUAAUGAUAAGAGUAAGAUGAAAACGGGCAUGGCUCUCUGGUGGCAGCAGCUCUGCGCGGUCACCAGGCUUCGCUUCUUGAAGUUAAAGCACGAAAGGAAAUCUGUCUUCUUUCUGAUUCUGAUUUUGGGGGUUGGACUUCUGCAUAUUUUGUCAGAUAAUGUUCACAGGAUAAUAAAUCAAAGUGAUUACUGUUGGGAGCUGUCUCCUCAUCUGUACUUCCUCACUCCUGGCCAACAUCCCCAGGAGCCCCUCACUAACCUACUGAUCAUCAACAAAACAGGAGCAAAGAUUGAUGACUUCAUACGCUCACUGGAGCAGCAGAACAUAGGUUUAGAAGUUGAUGCCUUUGGGACUAGAAAUGGCACAGAAGACACUUUGUACAAUGGAGCGAUCAUAGUAUCAGGUGAUGAGAAGAAUUACAACUUUACACUAGCAUGCAAUGUCAAGAGACUGAAUUGUUUUCCGGUUCUGGUGGACAUUGUGAGUAACGCUCUGCUUGGACUGUUCACACCAUCGGCACGCAUUCACACUGACCGCAGCACGUACCAUGAGGAUGAAGAACACUUGCGAUUUGAUUACAUGUUUUAUUUCUUCUCAUGGAUCAUCCUCAUGGCCUCUGUUCCUCCUUACAUUUCCAUGACCAGCGUUGAUGACUAUAAGAACAGAGCUCAGUUCCAGCUGUGGAUUUCCGGUCUCUGCCCAUCUGCAUACUGGUUUGGGCAGGCUCUGUUUGAGGUUCCAAUCUACUGCUUGCUCAUUUUUUCUAUGUAUGUCGCAUUCAAUGCCUGGGCCCCUCAAGAGAGGAUGUUUACAACCAGAGAUCUGUUUAUUCAGAUUCUCUAUGUCGGUGGUUACGCCAUGUCAAUGUGCUCUAUGACCUAUGUGAUUUCAUUCGUUAAUCGCAAGGGGAGGAAAAAUAGUGGUAUUUGGUCACUUUGCUUCUAUAUUGCCACUCUAUUUUCUACAGGGGUUAUGCUUAUUGAGUUCCUUCGAGAUCUCGCAGUGUUUUGUCUCACUGCUUUCGUUCCACCUGUUACGCUGGCGGGCUGCACAUUAAUACACUUUGAGAGGAGUCAGUUUGAUGAAAUGAUGGAUCUAGGUCCAGAAAAGAAAUAUUCCUUUCUGUUGUUCGUCGUACCUUUUCUUCAUUUUGCCAUCUUCGUAGUUAUUCUUCGAUUCCUGGAAAGCAAGUUUGGAAUGAAAACAAUGAGAAUGGAUCCUGUCUUUAGAAUUUCUUCAAGAAAAGGUCGUGUACUUAACAAUCCAGAAGAACCAGAAGAGGAAGAUGAAGAUGUGCGUCAGGAAAGAGCACGGACAGCAAAUGCCUUGACUUCAGCGGACUUCCAUGAGAAGCCAGCCAUCAUUGCCAGCUGUCUCCGCAAGGAGUACAGGGGAAAGAAGAGAUGCUUCAUCUUUAAGGGCAAGAAGAAGAUAGCAACGAGAAAUAUCUCUUUCUGUGUUCGAAAAGGUGAGGUUGUGGGAUUAUUGGGACACAAUGGAGCUGGUAAAAGCACAUCCAUUAAGAUGAUAACUGGAGAAACAAAUCCAAGUGCUGGACAGGUGUUGCUGAAAGGGAACAGCAGAGGGGACACCCUGGGGUUCCUGGGGUACUGUCCUCAGGAGAAUGCUCUGUGGUCCAACCUGACGGUGAGGGAACACCUGGAGCUGUUUGCUGCCAUAAAGGGGAUGAACAAAAGUGAUGCCACAGUGGCCAUUGCGAGGUUGGCGGAUGCGCUCAAGCUGCAGGACCAGCUGAAGUCUCCUGUGAAGACCCUGUCUGAGGGAGUGAAGAGAAAGCUCUGCUUCGUGCUGAGCAUCCUGGGGAACCCGUCUGUGGUGCUUCUGGAUGAGCCUUCGACCGGGAUGGACCCUGAGGGGCAGCAGCAAAUGUGGCAGGCUAUCCAAGCCAUCUUUACAAACACAGAGAGGGGUGCCCUCCUGACCACACAUUACAUGGCAGAGGCUGAGGCUGUGUGUGACCGCGUGGCCAUCAUGGUGUCUGGAAGGCUGAGAUGUAUUGGGUCCAUCCAACACCUGAAGAGCAAAUUUGGCAAAGAAUAUCUGCUGGAGAUGAAGGUGAAGAACCCUUUGCAGGUGGAGCUCCUCAACACGGAGAUCAUGAGGCUUUUCCCCCAGGCUGCUCGGCAGGAAAGAUACUCUUCUCUGAUGGUCUACAAACUGCCCAGGGAAGACGUGCAACCUUUAUCCCAAGCCUUCUUCAAAUUAGAGACUGUUAAACAGAGCUUUGACCUGGAGGAGUACAGCCUCUCACAGUCCACCCUGGAACAGGUCUUCCUGGAGCUCUCCAAGGAGCAGGAGCUGGAUGUUUUUGAGGAGGAACUAGAUCCUUCAGUGAAGUGGAAGCUCCUCCCACAGGAAGAAGCUUAACACAAAAGCUUUAAGCUAUGGAUGUUUUUCCCAUCUAGUAGCAUAAAGUAAUGUUAUCUUCAGUGCUACAUAUCCAUUAUCAAUGAGUAAAUCAUUUGACCAUGGAGAUAGAAGGUGCUGAUUACACCAUGAGUAUACUGUUCUUAUGAAUGGGAUUAAGAUCAUAAUAAGAGCCAUGGACCUAGCUCAUUCUCUACAAAUUCUCUUUAUAUUAUCACCAUUUUAAAACACAUUAAUUGUAUUCAUUAAUGAGUUUAACUGUGACAUUUCAGUACAGGUAUGUAUUGUGCAUAAAGGAUAUCAGCCCUCGUUUCUGUCCUUUCUCACCAUUCUUCCCUCAGUCCCCUUCAGCAUCCUUUAUGUCCUACUUCCCAUAUUGUGUUUUGUGUAUUUCUACAUAUAACAGAAAGCUCGUACUUCUUGA
Psammomys obesus (fat sand rat) is the source of this 5561-nucleotide messenger RNA. Its product is annotated as ABC-type organic anion transporter ABCA8A-like. The coding region runs from base 275 to 5137 and encodes 1620 amino acids. Gene Ontology annotation, molecular function: lipid carrier activity; ABC-type transporter activity; ATP binding. Gene Ontology annotation, biological process: lipid transport; transmembrane transport. Gene Ontology annotation, cellular component: intracellular membrane-bounded organelle; mitochondrial inner membrane. The transcript has 39 exons. The record is from RefSeq and is a predicted model, not a curated record. NCBI's taxonomy places the organism in Eukaryota, Metazoa, Chordata, Mammalia, Rodentia, Muridae.